GAAGGCGGGCCCAGAGGCGAGCGCUUCGCUAACGUCAUUGCGCGCGCCGGAAGUGCCUACCUGGGAUAACGGCGGCGAGCGGACGGCUACAUUUACGGGAUCUCCCGGAGGGCCAGAGUCGGAAAUUGUUGAAAACGUUAAAUUUGAUUCCUAAAAGGACUCAAAGACAGGGUUUCACUGUUUUAGCCAGGAUGGUCUCGAUCUCCUGACCUCGUGAUCCGCCCGCCUCAGCCUCCCAAAGUGCUGGGAUUACAAGCGUGAGCCACUGCGCCCGGCCAACUUCCUUUACUAACCUAUUGGCUUACAGAAGAGACGAAAUGUGGUCUGAGGGACGAUAUGAAUAUGAAAGAAUUCCGAGAGAACGAGCACCUCCUCGAAGUCAUCCCAGUGAUGGCUACAAUAGACUAGUUAAUAUUGUGCCAAAGAAACCACCACUGCUAGACAGACCUGGUGAAGGAAGCUACAAUAGAUAUUACAGUCAUGUUGAUUACCGAGACUAUGACGAGGGCCGCAGUUUUUCUCAUGAUCGAAGAAGUGGUCCACCUCACAGAGGAGAUGAAUCUGGUUAUAGAUGGACAAGAGACGAUCAUUCUGCAAGCAGGCAACCUGAAUACAGGGACAUGAGAGAUGGCUUUAGAAGAAAAAGUUUCUACUCUUCCCAUUAUGCGAGAGAGCGGUCUCCUCAUAAAAGGGACAAUACUUUUUUCAGAGAAUCACCUGUUGGCCGAAAGGAUUCUCCACACAGCAGAUCUGGUUCCAGUGUCAGUAGCAGAAGCUACUCUCCAGAAAGGAGCAAAUCAUACUCUUUCCAUCAGUCUCAACAUAGAAAGUCCGUGCGUCCUGGUGCCUCCUACAAACGGCAGAAUGAAGGAAAUCCUGAAAGAGAUAAAGAGAGGCCUGUCCAGUCUUUGAAAACAUCAAGAGAUACUUCACCCUCAAGUGGUUCAGCAGUUUCUUCAUCAAAGGUGUUAGACAAACCCAGUAGGCUAACUGAAAAGGAACUUGCUGAGGCUGCAAGCAAGUGGGCUGCUGAAAAGCUAGAGAAAUCAGAUGAAAGUAACUUGCCUGAAAUUUCUGAGUAUGAGGCGGGAUCCACAGCACCAUUGUUUACUGACCAGCCAGAGGAACCUGAGUCAAACACAACACAUGGGAUAGAAUUAUUUGAAGAUAGUCAGCUAACCACUCGCUCUAAAGCAAUAGCAUCAAAAACCAAAGAGAUUGAACAGGUUUACCGACAAGACUGUGAAACUUUCGGGAUGGUGGUGAAAAUGCUGAUUGAAAAAGAUCCUUCAUUAGAAAAGUCUAUACAGUUUGCAUUGAGGCAGAAUUUACAUGAAAUAGAGUCUGCAGGACAGACUUGGCAGCAGGUGCCCCCUGUGAGGAACGCUGAAAUGGAUCACGACGGAACCCCCGAAAACGAAGGCGAAGAGACUGCGCAGUCAGCCCUCUUUGGAUUCCAGCACGAUGCAUCAAACCAUACCAUAGUGGGGCUAGGACCCAACCCGGUACCAGAAAUGAAGGAAACGACCCUGCAGGCCCUGCAGCCCCCGCAGCCCCGGAAGAAACGGGUUCGUCGGACGACACAGCUUCGUCGGACGACAGGAGCCCCAGACAUUACCUGGGGGAUGCUGAAGAAGACAACUCAGGAGGCUGAGCGAAUCCUGCUCCGAACACAGACACCAUUCACUCCAGAAAAUUUGUUCCUUGCUAUGCUCUCUGUUGUACAUUGCAACUCACGCAAGGAUGUAAAGCCGGAAAACAAGCAGUGACUGCUAUGCCUGACAAAACUGUUGCUGCACACAUCUGUACUCGUCAGUCAACAAAACCUGAUGCAAAAAACAGAAAAGGGGUGAUGUAGGAGAUCGGUCAGGUUGGUAGGAGAAGCUAUAAGGAAAGACGCAAUUGGAAGGUCGGGAGGUUUUCCAAAGCUUCAGGAGAGAAUAAAGCUGAAGGCAGCUAAUUCUCUUACCCUGAGGCUGAGGGCAAACAGUAGGUAGCAAGGGAGUGUAAAGGAAUUUAUCUAGAUAAGUUUGUUUACUUAUGUCCUCCGGAAACCGUGCAAGACUGCUCCCUGCAAAGGGUGGCGACAGUGUUCAUUACUCACAAAUUGUGUUGGCUUCAGGCCUUUGGUAUUCUGUCUCUGCUGAAUAAAUACAAAUGGCUCCAGCUUAUCAGGACUGCACUCUCUUCUCGGCUGCGCUAAAGCUGGCACUCCCCUAGCCGUUCUCAUGCAAAAUACCUGUGUCAGAAUACUCCUUUUAUCCAUCGCUCAGCCAGAGUCUUCAGGACAGACUCGGCAUGGGACUUGUCCAAAAAAAUUCUGAUCAAAAGACGAAAAUUUUGGAAUAUGCCAGGAAUAGUGGAAUUUUAUUUUUUUAAUUUUUUUAUAGGCCCAUACUCUCUAUCUCAAGAAACAAGAUGAUUGUAACAUGUCCAUGAUUAAACUAUUGGCAGAUUAUUGCUGUGUUAAUCUCUGUAGUCUAAUGAGUUCUUUGUUCUGUUCUACUGCCUUUUACAUUUUCUUGUCCUUUCAAAAGUGUUCUUGAAAGAAACAAAGCGAAUAGGCAGUUAGCACAGCACAGCUACCCCUUACCAAGCAGUCUAUGGAAACAACCCCUCAUCCAAAUCACGGGUUAGUUAGGAAUCUAACUGGGGCAAUUAAGAUGAAUUCCACUCACUUCCUGGUCACUUCAGCAGCCCAGUGGCAUUGAGCCAAAAUAUACAAUUCUGUGUUAUUAGUGAGGAAACUUUAAAACUCAUGUUUGUUAUUACUUACUACCCAAUUUCAUUAUCCUCCCUUCCUCUUUCCAUUUCUAUUCUCUCUCACUUGAAUUCUGGCAUUAUUUUUAGUGGCCUCUACUGAUAAUACCUACCCUAAAGUACAUAAAAAUUAUAUUAAAAGAGGAAGUAGCAGUAUGCAUAAUUUUAACAGAUUCUAUAACGGGUACCUCAAAAUAUGUAUUGUGCCAUUCCGCAAAUUGAGGACAAUUAUUUUUUUUAAUUUCCUAAAUGAGACCACCAUGGAUUUUUAUUUUUGCCAUUUAGAUGUUUAUACUUAUUUAGCUUUUAUAAAACAUAAGUGAAGCUAAAUCCCACAUAACAACUCUGGUAUUCUUCCCUCAUAUGAGCAGUGAUUUUAUUUGUUACCCACCUUAGAUAGACUAAGAAAGUUCUAGUUUUGUUUUUCCUUCUCCCCGCUUCCCUGGGGUUUUUCCUUACCAUAAGUAUUCUGGUCCCAGGGUUCAGUUCCUUUAGUCAAGAUGUCACAAGUUUAAAAACAAAACUUGAGAAACUACCAAAGGCUCAGGAGUUGUUCACUUUGUUGAAAUCCAUUACAUCUGUCUCACUAACAGAUGUAUUUAAAUAUAGGUACAACAGAUAAUUUCUUUUUCUCCCCUUGCCCAAAUUACAGUCAGCAUUUAAAGCUGUUUAUGGCUUGCCAUCAUUAUUCUGGUAGGCUUGUUAGUGUUAAAAUCUGUUUGAUUUUUUUUUUUUUUUUUUUUUUUUUGGUCUCUUAAAGUCUAAUUUCAGGAUGGAUGAAUUCAAAUGUUUACCAGAGUGUGUAUUUUACAUAAUGUUCUUGAUUAAAAAGACUUGUUUGUAAAUUAUCCGUUGUUUUUGCAUAUGCCCAGUUGAUGUGAUAAAAUUUUCAUUGUCUUACCAUAAAGCCUUGGUUAUCAACAGGUGGAAUGUAGAUAUUGUAAAGCUUUUUGUGAAUUAAAAGUGCAAAAUAAAGCAACCACA
Molecule: messenger RNA, 3744 nt
Organism: Pongo pygmaeus (Bornean orangutan)
Lineage: Eukaryota; Metazoa; Chordata; Mammalia; Primates; Hominidae
Gene: PPHLN1
Product: periphilin 1
Exons: 15
Coding region: 318-1769 (483 amino acids)
Biological process (GO): negative regulation of gene expression, epigenetic; negative regulation of DNA-templated transcription; protein localization to heterochromatin
Cellular component (GO): nucleoplasm
Source: RefSeq, a predicted model, not a curated record